AGCCUUUUUUCAGUGGCCGAGCGGUCAAGAAUACGCGUCCCGCGGAGUCCCGAAGCUAUCCAGCCAAACGCUCUUGUUGAUGUUCAAGGUUUUGGGGUUGGCUUUGUUGCCGGUGGCUGUGGCGUAUGUCCGUUCAGCAACAGCUGUUCCGGGCCUCACGGUCGCCGGGAACGUGAGCAGUCCUCAAAAGGUGGGUGUCUACAGCACGAUGCUCCAAAUGAUCAACCCGGGCCUUGGUGAGUUGAAAUUGACCCUGGAGUGCUGUGGGGAAGCACAGCCGCUGGCCGAUGUGGCCAUGAACAAAAUCAACUUGAACCAAUACACCGAGCCGAUCGAAGAGAAGGUGAAGAGAGACUUCGUUGGAAAGGGCAAGUGCAGCGCUCUUGAAGCAAAACAAGCGAAUGUGACCAAGGGGAAAGCCAAGUGCACCUAUCUCUACGACUAUGCGGACAAGAAUUGGCAAAAGUACAAGUACUCUGCCUACUGUGUGCCCAGCGAUGUGCUCUCCAAUUUUGCCGGGCCGCAGAGCACGAUCAUGGGCUACGUCACGGUGGAGCGGGGCAUGAACCGCAACGCCGGAGAGUUGGUCUACACCGCCAGAGGCUUCAUCUCCUGGUGCUACAAUGCCAUGAACCAGG
This is a messenger RNA of Durusdinium trenchii, 638 nucleotides long. NCBI's taxonomy places the organism in Eukaryota, Dinophyceae, Suessiales, Symbiodiniaceae. The record is from the annotation of a GenBank genome assembly.